This is a messenger RNA of Rhododendron vialii, 3131 nucleotides long. RefSeq lists its product as uncharacterized. Gene Ontology annotation, biological process: protein deubiquitination; double-strand break repair via homologous recombination. The record is from RefSeq and is a predicted model, not a curated record. Lineage: Eukaryota; Viridiplantae; Streptophyta; Magnoliopsida; Ericales; Ericaceae. Gene Ontology annotation, molecular function: ubiquitin binding. The transcript is spliced from 19 exons. Bases 281 to 2581 code for a protein of 766 amino acids.
UUCGUAAUAGCGAAGAAUACAAGACCCAUAAACCUGUGAGCCCUAUUACUCGAUCAGAAUCUCAGGAACCAUUCCAUAAUCUUCGUUCGUUAAUCUCAAAAUCCAACAAAGUCCAGCUUCGGCACGAUAACGACUACUCUCUCUCUCUCUCUCUCUGCCCUAAAUUAUUCACCGAUCAGAAUCGUUACCACUCCAUAAUCUCCAUCUUGUAUCGAUCAGAGCUCAGCAGGUCCGGCAACGAUCGUCGGCUCCGUCAACGAUAACAACAGGGCUUUCUGCAAUGCACCGCGUGGGCAGUGCAGGGAACACAUCCAAUUCAGUUCGGCCUCGUAAGGAGAAGAGGUUGACAUAUGUGUUGAAUGACGCUGAUGAUGCAAAGCAUUGUGCAGGCAUAAAUUGUUUGGCUGUGUUGAAGUCAUCAGUAGCAGAUGGGUGUGACUAUCUUUUCACCGGGAGCCGUGAUAGCACAUUAAAGAGAUGGUCGUUGGCUGAAGAUGGAGCUACUUGCUCUAGCACAUUUGAGUCGCAUGUCGAUUGGGUCAAUGAUGUUGUCAUUGCAGGUGGUAAUACUCUGGUUUCCUGUUCCUCAGAUACCACACUCAAGGCAUGGAAUUGCUUUUCUGAUGGAACUUGUACCAGGACUCUCCGCCAACACUCAGAUUAUGUUACUUCUCUUGCUGCUGCCCCGAAAAAUAGCAAUGUUGUUGCCUCUGGUGGGCUUGGUGGCGAGGUCUUCAUAUGGGAUCUAGAAGCUGCACUUGCCCCAACGUCUAAAACAAGUGAUGCAACAGAAGAUGAAUGUUCAAAUGGUAUCAGUGGUCUAGGGAAUUCGCUGCCCAUUACUAGUGUUCGUACCAUUGGCUCAAGCAACAACAUAUCUUUGCAUGCGACUCAGUCUCAUGGGUAUGUUCCGGUUGCUGCUAAAGGCCAUAAGGAGUCAGUCUAUGCGUUGGGAAUGAAUGAUAGUGGGACCCUUCUUGUUUCUGGUGGAACCGAGAAGGUUGUGCGUGUCUGGGACCCAAGAACUGGUUCUAAGACCAUGAAGCUUAGAGGGCAUACGGAUAAUGUAAGGGCUCUGCUUUUGGACUCUACUGGCAGGCUAUGCUUAUCUGGAUCAUCAGAUUCUAUGAUCAGACUUUGGGACCUCGGUCAACAGCGUUGCGUGCAUUCUUAUGCGGUGCAUACAGAUUCUGUUUGGGCACUCGCCAGCAACCCAUCAUUUAGUCAUGUCUAUAGCGGUGGGAGGGACCUAUCUUUAUACUUAACAGACUUGGCUACGAGAGAGAGUAUAUUGCUUUGCACAAAGGAACAUCCUAUUUUGCGGUUGGCAUCGCAUGAUGAUGGUAUAUGGGUCGCAACAACAGACUCUUCCAUGCAUAAAUGGCCGGUUGAAGGUCAUAAUCCUCAGAAAGUCUUUCAAAGAGGCGGUUCAUUCGUGGCUGGUAACUUAUCAUUUACAAGGGCAAGAGCUUCCUUAGAGGGAUCCACCCCGGUUCCUGUUUAUAAAGAACCAUCCUUUUCCAUUCCUGGCACUCCAGCUAUAGUUCAGCAUGAAAUUUUGAACAAUAGAAGGCAUGUUCUAACUAAGGAUACUGCUGGAUCAGUAAAGCUGUGGGAGAUUACGAGGGGCGUUGUGGUCAAAGACUUUGGAGAGGUCUCAUUUAAGGAGAAAAAGGAAGAGCUGUUUGAGAUGGUCAGCAUUCCUGCAUGGUUCACUGUGGAUACGAGGCUUGGAAGCUUGUCUGUCCACCUGGAUACGCCACAAUGCUUUUCUGCAGAAAUGUACUCGGCAGAUCUUAACAUCGUUGGGAAACCUGAGGAUGACAAGGUUAAUUUGGCUCGUGAAACUCUUAAGGGGCUGUUUGCUUAUUGGUUAACCAAAAGAAGGCAGAGAUCUGGAUCCCAAGCUUCUGCUAAUGGAGAAGUUCCAUCUGGCAAGGAUAUUUCUGCUAGGAGUAUUACCCUUUCAAGAGGAGAGGUUGAUGGUAAUGUUGAAAAUGAUACCGUCGUUUAUCCUCCAUUUGAAUUUUCAGCAGCUUCUCCUCCUUCAAUUAUUACUGAGGGCUCUCAAGGUGGUCCAUGGAGAAAGAAGAUUACUGACUUAGAUGGAACAGAAGAUGAGAAAUAUUUUCCUUGGUGGUGCCUGGAUUGUGUGUUGAAUAAUCGCUUGCCUCCCCGGGAAAAUACCAAAUGCAGCUUUUACUUGCACCCAUGUGAGGGUUCAUCUGUCCAGAUUCUCACGCAAGGGAAAUUGAGUGCACCUCGUAUAUUGAGGAUUCAUAAAGUUGUUAACUAUGUUGUAGAAAAGAUGGUUCUCGACAAACCGUUGGAUAGUUUGGACCCUGAUGGAACUUUUGCUCCUGGACUUACUGGAGGACCAUUGCAGCAUCCAGCUGUUGGAGGCGAUGGUUCUUUCAGAUCUGGGUUGAAGUCUUGGCAGAAGCUUAAGCCGUCAAUAGAGAUCUUGUGCAAUAAUCAGGUCUUAUCCCCUGACAUGAGCCUAGCUACAGUCCGCACUUAUAUAUGGAAGAAACAAGAGGACCUCGUCCUCAACUACCGAGUGGUGCAGGGCAGCAGGUGACACCAUGGAUCCGGGUGGAUCACUACUUACGUGGCAGGAUGUAAUUGUUAUUCAUUUCCUCUGUUUUAUGGAAUGGACCAAUCCCAAGCAUCUAUCCUGGAAGUGAGACAAUACUAAUCACACAACAAGAGAAAAAAAUAUUCUGUCAAGCUGGUACCUUGUUUUAUUUGCGUCGUGCCAACAACAGCCCAUAGGACUGUUAUUAAGGUGGAUAGUGCUGAACCAAUGUGUAUGUCACAUGUCUUCCAAUACUUCUACAUACUAUCAAACACUUAUACACGCGCUUCUACUUUUCUUACGCAUUUUUUAAAUAGAUUUUGACUUGUACCUCGAGACGAUUGACAACCAUUAGCAUUUCUACUUAACUAUAUCAUACUUUUUCAGUGAAGCAGAUAUGAGUCUCUACUGUACUCUUGGCUUACAGUUUCUAUGUUACCAGCUCUGGUGCUCUCAUUUUUUGUUACUCUUAACUGUUUGAUAAAUGGGAUAUACUCGAAGUAUAUUGUGAAGUUUAUAUUGCUGAAUAUGCGUAAAAGUUUCCUGAAACAAA